CAGAUUUAGUGUCUCGGUCAUUUUCACAACCAGUUUUAAAGUUUUCAGUAAAUAUUUGUGCGUCAAAGUUUUCAUCCUGUUUUGUUACAUAAUGCAAAGUUUGGAUAAAACAUUUAAAACGAUUUCAAAUGUUUUUUAAAGAAGCAAAGUGAGAAAUCCUGAAACAAAAUGCAGAAGUAAAAAAGCUCAACUCUGAAGCAAUAACAGCGUUAUUGUGAAAUGAUGUUUUCUGCUGAAAGCUGCAGCAGUAAAGUUCAUAUUUGCUCUGAUGAGUCGACGUUAAGCUGCAGCUUGUGUAAGAGCUGGUCUCAUGUUCCUGGUGUUAGAGCGCUAGAUGUUUGGAAAAUAGAUUUUCCAUCUAAUUUUGCAGCAAAUGAGCCAACCUGCCACUGAACGGAGUCUUUAAUAAACCUUGAAUUUUGCACAAAAAUGUGUAAAUUUUGUGUUUAGUUCAGUUUUACGUUGCUUCUUGUGAAUAAAGCUGAAAUUGUUGCAGCUUUAUGCUUUAUGCUUUCUGGUCCAGGUAGCUCAUAGUGUUUAUUAUAGUUCAGUUCUUCAUCAAGGAAAAUGCAAAGAAACUUUUUCAUGGCUGCUCAACACGUAGCGACCCUGAAGGAGCCGCAGCGCCGCAGCUUUAAGAGACGCAGCGUCCUUCACCUUCAGCUGCGAACAUCAGGGAGACAAACUAAAUCGACUUUUGGUGAAAUCACUGCAAAUCAUAAAUCUGACAUAAAAAAGGACAAAAAUUAGCAAACAAAACAAUUAGUGAGGUCAGAUUCAAGGUCAGGGUCACAAGUUUACCUUCUUUUUUAAGCAAAAGUAAAUAUUCGAUUUUUAGGUUACAUAUUUACAGGAAGCUGCACAGUGGAGCAGUUGGUAGCACUGUUGCCUUGCAGCAUGAAGGUCCUGGGUUCGAUUCCCGGCCUGGGGUCUUUCUGCAUGGAGUUAGCAUGGAGUUAGCAUGUUCCCCCUGUGCAUGGUGGGUUCUUCCUUCCACAGUCCAAAGCAUGACUGUCAGAUUAAUUGGUCUCUCUAAAUUCUCCCUAGGUGUGAGUGUGGUUGUUUGUCCUGUGCCCUGGCGAUGAACCGGUGACCUGUCCAGGUGACCCCGCCUCUCAGCCUCCUGAUAGGAUAAGGCUGGAAGAUGGAUGAAUAUUUACAGGAUAUGAAAGUGUUGAAAUCCUCAGAGGUCAUCAGGUGCAAGGCAGCAGUAGCCUGGGAGUUCAACCAGCCUUUGGUGAUUGAAGAGGUUGAGGUGGCGCCGCCUCAGGAGAAGGAGAUCCGGAUCAAGAUCGUGGCAACAGGAGUGUGUCAGUCGGAUCUCUACUUCCUGUGCAAAUGUCUGAAUCAGACGAUGUUCCCGGCUGUUUUUGGCCAUGAAGCAGCCGGUGUGGUGGAGAGCAUCGGACCCGGGGUCACGGAGUUCCAGCCGGGAGACACGGUGAUCCCGCUGUUCAUGCCUCAGUGUCGGGAAUGCCGCCUCUGCAAGAGUCCCAAGACCAACCUCUGCGUCAACGGGUCGGCCGGUCGAAUAGAUGAGCGGAGCUUUGAGCGCUCCAGGAUCAGCUGCAGGGGCAGGAAGCUGCUGCAGUUCAUGGGAACCAGCAGCUUCUCUGAGUUCACCGUGGUGAAGGAGAUUUCUGUGGCCAAGAUCGACCCGGCCGCGCCGCUGGACAAAGUCUGUCUGAUCGGCUGCGCCAUCUGCACCGGGUACGGAGCGGCCGUCAAUACCGCCAAGGUGGAAGCGGGCUCCAGCUGCGCCGUGUUCGGUCUGGGAGCCGUGGGCCUGGCUGCGGUCAUGGGCUGCAGGGCGGCGGCAGCCAGCAGGAUCAUCGCCGUCGACAUCAACCCGGAGAAGUUUGAGAAGGCCAAGGUGUUGGGAGCCACGGAUGUGGUGAACCCCAACGACCACAGCAGGCCCAUCCAGCAGGUCAUCCAGGAGAUGACCGGCGGUGGAGUGGACUUCUCCUUCGAAUGCAUCGGGAAUGUGGAGGUCAUGCGCAGCGCCUUGGAGUCGUGUGCGGCCGGCUGGGGGGUCAGUGUGAUCGCCGGCUGGACAGACAUGCAGAACUUCAGCUCCCCGCCCAUCCAGCUGAUGACUGGACGGAAAUGGACGGGAACUCUGUUUGGAGGGUUUAAAGGGAAGGACGGCGUUGCUCAGAUGGUCAGAGCUUACCUGGACAGGAAGCUGAUGGUGGACGAGUUCAUCACCCACAACCUGAGGCUGGACCAGGUCAACGAAGCCGUGGAGCUGAUGAAGAACGGCCGGUGGUGCGACCCGAAGCUCAGAUGUUCCCUUCAUGAUUGAAACGGUCCUGACUGGGUGUUUGUGUCUCCGCAGCGUCCGGGCCGUGCUGAGCGUCGCUCCUCAGUGACGUCAUCGAGCGUCUGAACGUUUCCAUCCUGUUGCCUGAUGGUAGAAAAUAAAGGAGCUGAUCUGGAUUCUGCCUCGGACUGACUCUAUGUUUCUAGUUCUACUUUGAUCUUUUGCAGAACGUAUCUAGAAGCUGAUUUCUCGUUUUGUCUUCAGACAAAUCUUCGAUAUAAUAAUCAUGUUCAUCUCAGUCUGAUGAUAAUUAUCUGAUGACGACGUCCUAAAAGAUGAAAGGUGAUAAAGUGAAACUUCACUAAA
Molecule: messenger RNA, 2632 nt
Organism: Xiphophorus maculatus (southern platyfish)
Lineage: Eukaryota; Metazoa; Chordata; Actinopteri; Cyprinodontiformes; Poeciliidae
Product: alcohol dehydrogenase 1-like
Exons: 8
Coding region: 1145-2308 (387 amino acids)
Biological process (GO): formaldehyde catabolic process
Cellular component (GO): cytosol
Molecular function (GO): zinc ion binding; S-(hydroxymethyl)glutathione dehydrogenase [NAD(P)+] activity
Source: RefSeq, a predicted model, not a curated record